Phytomonas sp. EM1 is the source of this 2622-nucleotide messenger RNA. Lineage: Eukaryota; Euglenozoa; Kinetoplastea; Trypanosomatida; Trypanosomatidae. The record is from the annotation of a GenBank genome assembly.
AUGGAGCACUUGGAUGAGAUGUCUGAGGACGAUAGGCACUUUGACGCCCUUGCUAAUUGUGCUCAAGUUUAUCACGAAUCCGAGGGUAUUCCGAGGCCAAUGGAAGGAAAGGCAUCCAGGCCUCUACGAAACACAAAGCUGGGACAAUGCCACAUUAUUAUGGAAUCAGGCGAUGAAUACGAUGGUGAGGUGAUUAUCCGAAACGGCAUUCCAGUUCCUCAUGGGCAUGGUGUCCUGACUUCAGCGUGUGGGGGACAUUCAUACGUUGGCGGUUUCAUCCAUCACCGAAGGGAUGGCUACGGGAAACUUAUAUCGUCACACUUUGUCUUGUGGUGUCAAUGGCGUAUGGAUUACCCGGAUCUGAACAAUUGUACGCGUCUUGAUUACCCAAACGGUGAUCGAUACUCUGGAUUUUUAGAGGUAUCGAAAGAUUCGCUUUUUUCGCCUUACACUAAAUCUUCUCAUAAAACGUCCAGAUUUUCGAUGUGGGCUCAAUCUUGCGCAUUUCUGCGCAGCAGAUGGGGUGAAUUGGUUACUGCCGAUGGUGAACGCUACUUCGGUGAGUGGAAACAAGAUACCCCACACGGCUUUGGUUGCUACAUCACACGUGAAGGCGAUCGCUAUGUCGGCAAGUUCAUUUCAGGAAAGUUCCACGACACUGGGACACUUUUUUCGGGUACCUUUGGUGCUGAAGGAUGUGUGCCGCUGAGUGGGGUGCGCUUUAAGGUUGGUGGGGGGAAGGGGGCGCCAUCGCCGGCGGUUACUUCCCCAAACCAUCUGUCUACGAGUCAAAGCGGCGUAGCACUCCACUCCACUUUCAUCUUUGAUGGCGUCUGGAAUCAGGGGCAGUUCUGUGGAGAGGGCCACAUCACGUUGCCCAACUGGACUCGUGUGACGGCAGAGUGGCGGGGCCCCGCGCGGUCCUACUAUGGGGAGGUCGUAGUUUCGCAAUCUAGUUCCAAGCGGGACACUGUCCUCCCUGAUGUGGGUGCUGUCCAUACGUGGCGGGAGUGCUUCCACUGGGAGUUCCUUCUCUGCGGUGCCAGCGAGGAGAUUCGAGUUAGUGAGAGGGAGGCAUCUGCAGCGCUGCGUGAGCGGUUCGCAAGCAGCAACACUGUCGAGGAGCAGCAUAGCGUCAUUGUUGAGUUUCUCAACAAUAGUGUCUUAGUUCAAAAUGCGGUUAGGGUGUUUCGACGUUGUUUUUACUUUUUUUUUGGCACGUGUGGUAGAAGUGGUGAGAUAGGCGCUGGAUUGGAGAAUAAUUCUUUGGGGUGGUGUUGCGUACGAAACGCAUUUUGGGGUUGUAUCCAUUCCAGCCGAGGAAGACCUAUAACAGCGGUUGAUUUGGAGUUGGCACUGCUUGAUAUUUUUUCCCUGACUCGAUCUCUUCAGCGGUGGGUGCAUGAAGCUUUAUGGGAAGAGCAGUCUUCCAGACUUGCGGGAGGUGGAGCGGACACGGUCAUUGGGCGAUGGCUUGUCGAUGUGGUCUUCCAGAGCGUGGACGGGCCCCUCAUAAAUUUAUACGCGCAUGUAUACAGUGACGAAUGCUUGAACUUGGACAAGCAGAUUGGGCACAUGCGAGGGAAAGUCACACUGGACGACAUGGGUGCUAAGUUUGCACGACGUUUCAGUGAGGAGCGUCUUUUCGAUCCAUAUGCUGAUGCUGUACAUUGUAUUAAUCAACUUGGCCUACCUGGACAAACGCUUACAGCUAAAUUAAAUAUCCUGAUGCAGUGGUCUAGCAACAUCAACCUUUCUACUCGUCUCGCGCAGAUACGCGCGGAGGAGGGCAUGCGAGGGACGUUGGAUUCUCUAAUGGAGGAUGUGUCUCAGGAGUAUCAACUUGGAUCAACCGAUGAUCUUCUGCCUAUUUAUCAAUACGUCAUCAGUCAAUGCUCUGUUAGGAACCUUUAUGCUCAUGUCAAGAUGCUUGCUGACUUUUCAAAUCAGGAGAGCUUUAUAGAUUUGAGCUCGCAGGACAAUUUUCGCGUUACAACCUUCUUGAUAUGUGCUAUAACUCUGAUACGACUUGGUCAAUCUAUACGAGAUGAUCAUAAUGUGCUGGUCCCGGCAAGCGUUCGAAUCGAGCGAAUGAUGACAGUGGUUGAGUCAAUACCAAAGUACGUGUGCGAGUUGCACGAGAGGCUCUGGGCAGGAAAAAGUCCUUGGGGGUGUUUUAGAAACACAAAUGUAACCCGUUUGCUGGCUAUUGUUUGCGGUUACGUGAAGUACUGGAUGCCGCAUGUAAUUGAACGUGCGUGCCAUGGGUUUAUGCACCUACGCGUUAUCCAUCAGCUUCCAUAUCUCUGGCUUACAGACACAAGUAUAUUUGAAAAGAAAAUAGUUAACGUGGUCCCGAUGUGCGGCAAUGAAGUGCCAGCUGAGGUUCGCUGGUUUUGUUGGUGUGUUGCUGGAAGCUUAAUGAAGGCUGUAGGCUUGCAGUUUGGGGCAUACCAGGCUUUGUCAUCACCUUGUUUUGUAGAGUUCACCUUAGAAGAGGGUUAUGGUACAUUCACUGAUGUCGAGAAUCCGAAUUCAGUAGUUUUUGUUGUCACUUGUAAACAUUUCCCAUUACCAAGCUUUUUACUUUAUGCGGCUAGUGUUUUGCGCGAUGUGUUAUGA